Phasianus colchicus (ring-necked pheasant) is the source of this 7067-nucleotide messenger RNA. It is a transcript of the gene COLEC10, whose product is annotated as collectin subfamily member 10. NCBI's taxonomy places the organism in Eukaryota, Metazoa, Chordata, Aves, Galliformes, Phasianidae. The record is from RefSeq and is a predicted model, not a curated record. Gene Ontology annotation, biological process: ossification. Gene Ontology annotation, molecular function: growth factor activity.
UAAACUUCUCACAGAUAAGAGAUAAAUUGGAAUAAACAGCUGUCAGUGUAAAAUAAAUAUCCUGGAUAAUGUGCAGGACAGAAAUAACUACAGCAUCGUCAAACUCCUUUCUUCACUUUAUUUAGCUGUUCUUGCAUGUAGCUCUCAAUCUUUGCACUGCUUUAGUUAGCAGAGCAUUUAUUUUUGAUUCAGCUGCAUUUGUUAAGACUGUAACAACGAAAGGCAUUUCCUGAGAAGCUGCAAGGAUGAGCAGAAAGAAAGAACAACAGCUAAGGAAAUAUGGGACCCUAGUAGUGCUUUUCAUCUUCCAAGUUCAGAUUUUUGGUUUUGAUGUUGACAAUCGACCUACAACAGAUGUCUGCUCGACACACACUAUUUUACCUGGACCAAAAGGGGAUGAUGGUGAAAAAGGAGAUAGAGGAGAAGUGGGCAAACAAGGAAAAGUUGGACCAAAAGGACCUAAAGGAAACAAAGGAACUGUGGGUGAUGUCGGUGACCAGGGAAUGCUUGGGAAAAUCGGUCCGAUUGGUGGAAAAGGUGACAAAGGUGCCAAAGGCAUAUCAGGGGUGUCUGGAAAAAAAGGAAAAGCAGGCACGGUCUGUGACUGUGGAAGGUACCGCAGAGUUGUUGGACAACUGAAUAUCAAUGUUGCUCGGCUUAACACAUCCAUCAAGUUUGUAAAGAAUGUUAUAGCAGGCAUCAGGGAGACGGAUGAAAAAUUCUACUAUAUUGUCAAAGAAGAGAAGAAUUACAGAGAAGCCAUGAUGCACUGCAGAGACAGAGGAGGAACACUGGCCAUGCCUAAAGAUGAGGCAACCAACGCCCUUCUUGCUAACUACAUCUCCUCAAGUGGCCUUUUCCGAGCAUUCAUUGGGAUAAAUGACAUGGAAAAAGAAGGGCAGUUUGUAUAUGCAGACAGCAGCCCGCUGCAAAACUACAGUAACUGGAAGGAUGGGGAGCCUCACGACUCCACAGGCCAUGAGGACUGCGUGGAAAUGCUCAGCACAGGAGAGUGGAAUGACUCUGAGUGUCAAGUCACCAUCUACUUCAUCUGUGAGUUCCUCAAGAAGAGAAAAUAAACGUGCAACAAAAGAUGUCUGGCACCUUCUGUACACACAGUAACCCGUCCUCAUUCAUCCACUGUAGGGAAUACAGAUAAACAAGGAUAGGGCUCAAUCCAGCAUGGACUGGGUUAACCAAGAGUAACUAAUGCGAUAUGGCAGUGACCAUAAAGCCAGCUCAGGUCUGCAGGGGACAUCCAGCCAACUGUGAAUUUUUAUUUCAUUUUUAUGUAUAAUUGAAGGUGGCUGGGAAAAUUUAAAGCACAUGGAGGCAAACAUAAUUUCACUAAUGCAGUGGAGGACUCACCUCUGCUUCUCACUCAAUCACCUGCUUGGUUGGCUGAGGUGUGAGGAAUAAAGCAAUGGCACUUCUGCAGGUCUGCACAGUUUGCCUGCAACCUGAGAACAGAAGGAACACUUCUAACCUCUGAUGCCUCCAAAAAGGUGUGCAAGAAUCUAGAAAAGUCCAACAUAAAGAAAACAAUACAAAGGAAGCAAAGCCACUGCUGUAGGCUGUAAACAAACAGUGCAGAAUUUGCUGUCAGAGCCUGGCUCCUCAGUUAUCCAUGUCAGCAUGUUCAUAAUGGAUCAGAUUUUCAUAUUGUUGCUAAUACCAAAGGAACGCAUUCCUGCAUACAGUGGAAGAGCUCACAUUCACAUGGCUUCUACGACACCACUGCCAGGACUGCUCUGAAGUCCAGGAUGCUCCUGAGACACAGCAUCCAUUUUACCUUCAGAAGUGAGCCUGUUUAUUGUUAGUUUUUCUUCAUGUUGCUUAAAAUUCUCACCUUUCCUCACAGCAGGAGAUGCUAGUAAAGACUCCUGCAAGAUAGUGUAGAUUUUCUCCCCCACUUGGAACUAAAAAGGGAAAAAUGCUAUUUGGAAGCCGAGAACACUGGGCACUAGUCAUAGUGCAGCCAAUGCACACUGCAGGUCACUUUCAGCAUUGUUUGCAAAAUGUUUCUCUGGAUAUAAAGAGCUGGACAUGAAGGCAGUCCCAUCAGCGAGCAAUGCAGAGGGUCAGCUCUUAAGUUUCCUCUUGCAGCUGUAUACAGCACUGCAGCUGUCAUACUUAGUCAGCCUGCUCUUUGACAGUAAAAUCCUCCAUACCAUUUUCCAGUGGGUAGUUUGCCUUCAAGCUCAUCUCUGAGCAAUGGCCAACACCGAAGCAUCCCAGGAGACUCUGUGACUCAGAGCUACUUUUCUAAGCCUGUUUAUCUGCUACUUGUUCUUCCAGAAAACCAUUUGUUGCUACCAGCAGUAAAUUACCUGUGUUGCUACACAUCCUCCAAGGAACUAUUCAGUCCCAAGAAUGCAGGUGUGUGACCACAUAUAUUUUCAUUGCUCCCCAACUAUGUUAUGAGUGUAAUUCAGCAAACAGGUUUGCUUAGCACAAUGUACCUCAUCCUUAAUUGUUCCCUUCCUGAGAAUUUAUACUUCCCAAAUCAAGCAGAAUUACACUUUUUAGGAUCUACUGUAAUAAACUUGUUAUUUGGGUUUUAGAAUCAUUAAUGAUUAAUGAUAAAGAAUUAAUGGAAAAAGUUUCUUGAGGAAAAGUAGUGCUUUGAGUGCCUUGUUUCUUGAGGAAGAGUAGUGAGUGUCAGGUCCAGACACUCACAGUAUGUCAAUUCUUACUAGUCAUGAGGAAAUGGCACACUGACAUUCCAGUGGGUAGACACGAACACACUACUACUCACCUUCCCACCCUCCCUAUCCUUACCUCUCACCCAAAAUGUACCAAAACACGCUUGCCAGACUGGGGGGGGUUCUACAUUCUGGAACUGUCUGACCAUAUUGGAAUCACUGGCAGACAAAAACCAAACAUUCCUUUUAUGCUGACAAUCAUCAUUAGUAGGCCAUUUUCCUGUUCUUCAGGAGGAACCUUAAAGCUAGAAGGUAAAGCAGCAGAAAUACUCUUGCUGCAGGAUCAAGUUCUGCCUAAGAUUUGACCAGGCAGUCUUCUUCACAUACAAAAUUAAGGAACAAGUGUCUAGAUUGAAGCAAAAAAAAAGCAGCUGGAUUUCACUGACUCUUCUAGCAGACAGCAAGUUACAAAUAAUCCAGGACCAUGCUCGACACAUAGGAAGGAAUGACUUCCCAUGGUUGAGGGAAUUAAGUGAGGAACUUGGGUUGGGUUUCUGCAGUGGAAAGGCUGCAACUGCCUCCAGCCUCCACCUCACCGACCACACCAGUUUCACUCUUUCUUAAAUAGAAAAAAUAAACAAAAACAACCCUUCUAGCCUCUGUGCAUUCAUUGGGCAAGUAGACCCUGGCUGGCUGUUUCUUUGCUAACUACAGAAGAGGGACACCAGAGGAUAACAGCACAGAUUUUCAAACUAGCAAGGCAUAUGCAAGAUCAUGUGCUCGUGCAAACCAUUCCUGCAUCACUGAGUCGCAGUGAAUUUUGCCAAGAAGUCUAGCUCAUAGGCCAAGCCAAAUAAGACAGUGCACCAUACAGGAAACCUGGCAGGUAAGUCCAUAUAACACUGUACCAUGCAGACACAAGCUUAAGCUUGCACUAACUCAAAGAUUAUAGCUGUGUUUUGCAGGAAAAAUAUGCCAGUUAUAAUUAAGAAUUUGGGCUAUAUCACAGGUUUCAUUGCUAGCCAAUGGAAAAUCACUGUGGUGGGUAAAGGUUCUUAGGUUUCUACAUGAAGUGGCUGGAUCCAGGAGCACAGGAAAUGGUGUCUGACUAUUCAGGAUUUGUGGUCUGUUGGAGCAGGGUACUUAAACCAUUUUACCUAAUCCCAAUAUUAUGCUUUUCCCAUGUUUUUCUUUUCCUCAUACCCAGUCUGAAACUUUCUUGUUUCAAUUUAUACCCUCUGUUAUUUGUACUUACACCAGACACCACUGCGUAGAGCCUUGCUUCAUUUUCUCAAAGACUCUCCUAUAGGUCCUAGCAUACAGCCACCAGGUUCAUGCAAAGUGACUUCUAUAGGCUGAAUAAAUCCACUUCUCUUACCACCUCCUCACUAUCCUCAGCAGAAAAUGCUACAGUUUCCCAUGCCUUUCCUGAAUGGAGUUGCUUAAAAGUGCAGGGUGGCUAGAUGUGGUCUAAUAAGUGAUGACUGGGAGGAAAAUCCCUUCUUUGAUCUCCUGGCAGUGCCCUGCUAACACAGUCAAGGGUGCUGUGAGCCUUCUCUGCUGCUAGGCCCCAUUCUGUGUCAUAGGCAGUGCUGUCUGCCAGAUUUCCCAGGGGACUUCUCCGUAAAGUCAGUCAGCACCAGCCUGUCUCAGUCUAGAGUUCUGCCUUCCUAGCUGCAGGAAACUUUGCAUUUGUCCUUGCUGAGUUCCAUAAGGUUCCUGUCAGUCCAACUCUCCAGCCAACCCAGCUUCGUCUGCACUGCAGCCCUGCCUGUGAGUGUAUUGGCUGUUCCCUCCAACUUGGUGCCUUGAAACCUAAUGAAAAUGGACUUUGUCAUCUCCUCCAGCUAAUUGAGAGAUGUAAAACAUGACAGUUCCAGUAUAUAGACCAUAAUGUCCUAAAUCAGAUACAAAAAUAUUGUUGGAGACACAGUGUCAAAAGCCUUGCUAAAGUUGAGAUAAAUGACAUCCAUUGCUCCCCCUCAUUCACAGAUCCAGUCAUUUUAUUGCAGAAAUCAACCUGGCUGGUCAGGCAUGAUUUACCCUUAGAAAAUGGUUGUUCCCAGUCAGCUUCUUCUCAUUUAUAUGCUCUAAGAGGACUACUCUAAGUUCCUUAAGGAUCAAUGUGAUGCUGAUGAUUUUAAAGGAGGGAGGAACAUUUGCCUAUUCCAGACAUUAGAAAACUGCUCACCAUAACCUUUCCAAGUUAGAGAGGCCUUGCAACCAGUUUCCUCAGGACCUUGGAUGCGUUCUGUCUGGUCCCACGGAGUUUUCUGAUGAAACUCUCACAGAAAAUCCCUUACUCAGCCAUCAGCUAUGGCUAAUCAUUCUCUGAACACUUUCCCUAAGCACAGAAGAAUGGGAUAACAUGUUGAUAAGGAAGGCAGAGAGACCAUAGAAUGCUUCAUUUUCAGGUGUCUGUUGUCACUGCAUCACUUGCUUCGUUCAGCUCCAUUUUCUUUGCUCAGCGUUUUCUGAUUGAUACAGUGGUAGUUGUUGUUCUCGUUGCCCUCACCUAUGCAAGUCUCGACUUCAUUUAAGCUUUGAAUUUCCUAAUGCUGCCCUACAUACUAAGGUAGCAUUUCAAAAUUAUUCCCCUGCUGCUCAUCCCUGCUUCCACCUCCUCUUUUCUACUUUUUUGCUUUGGAAAUACACCAGGAACAGCCCCUUUUCAGCCACACCAACUUCCUGAUACAUCUGCUUGUAGACAAACAAGUCAGCUGCGUAAUAUCUUGCUAAAUCAUACCAGGAAUACUUCAGUUUCUGUCUUGCUCUGUAGAAUUGGGAAUUCAUGAUCUCCUACAUUCUGUAAAUUGUCACUUCUAUACAAGCAUUAACCUCCUGCUGGCAUCAGGCAUAGAAUGUACAUAAUAUGCAGAUACUCAUGGUAAGUAUAAUAUUCUGAACAACAAUUCCAAUUAAAAAGAUUACAAAAUAAAUAUAUCUCAUUAGGACUAUAUUUAUUUCAAGCAUCCCAAGCAAUCUCACAUGGGUAUAAAGCAGAUCCACUUCUUUCACUGCCUUUAAUGUAGUCAAGCACUUUAAAAAUAAAAAAAUACUUAAUACCAAAAGCAAUGGGGUUCCAAAUUCUUGACCACAGCCACCGGAAUAUACAGGCAUCUCUACUUAGUUUCAUAUACAGUCUUCAAUGGUACAUUUUAGUUGUAGUUCAACCACAUGAAACAGUUUUAAAGAGAAGUAAUUUCACACCGUGUGAUGAUGAAAAUGGUAAAUGUGUCACAGGGAGAGUGAUCAGCUUCUGGUUAUGUUGGAAGGCAUUAUUCUAGAACUGUCUUGGUGUAAUACAUUUGCACAUUUAUACAAAAGACAUGGAUUGCCAUUUCAUUUUUCCUUUGUUAAAGUCACACCUAAUCUACUCAACGUGCAUAAGAAAGAAUGAGGAAGAUCAAAGCAGCAGUGUAAUCUGGGUUAUUUUGUACUUGUGGGAGGGGAGAACAGCGAAUUGCAAAAGAAUUCUGUGAUCCUGGCCUACCUGUGGCAUGCGGUGCAGCCCCACACCCCACCCUCUUGGGCCUGGAAAGGUUCUCCACGUUGAUGUUUCAACACAGAGGAAAAGUUUCACUGGAUUUUUAUUAUGUGGGUGAGGCCAGGAACUUGCAUCACCCUGUUUUGCAGAAAGCAGCAGUGACCUACCAAAACACAGUAGGAGCCUACCAAAGCACAGAGUUAACCUCGCAGAAAUUUUCCCAGCUGGGAAGUGUGUGUGAUCAUGCUCAUUUUUGAAUUGUAAUCUGUAAGACCUGUUCCAUCCUCCAUGUCAUAGCUACACUUAAAUCCCAUGGUCCUGUGCCUAAACAAGAGCAGAUCUCCUGACGAUGGUACAGUAAAGGGGCUGUUGCUUCCUAUCAGCACAAAGCAGAAUAGUGUGGACCCAUCUGCAGAGCUGUGACCUUCCCAUACACUGUAAAUUCAUUUCACUAUGUAUCAUCCCUCUCCACCCAGAUAAUAGCUGUAUUAGUUUUUCUUACGUGUUUUAGAAAACAGCCAUAACUUUGCAAAAGUAGCCAGAUGCCAAUUAUUGCUUUGGUCUUAAUGUUUCAGGCAUAGUUCAAUCCUUAAGAGUAUAAUAAAUAUAAGUAAUGUCUCUUUGGAAAUUUAUUUCAGCCAUGAAUCCUCUGUUCAUUUUUUCCCUUCAGUAGAUGUUUCAAGCUAUCUUAAUAACCUCUCAGCAGCAUAUUGUCCAGCAAGAGAUGCUAGUUUCCCCAGCUUCAUACAAUAGAAGCCUUUGUAGCAGUCACCACACAACAUUCCAGGAGCACGUGGGACACUACACCAGGCGGAGGGUGGAAGGAGGAACAAUGAUCAACACUUAGUCAGGAGAUAACACAAAACAUUGCAGAAAAAUGUGAAUAUGGAGUUGGCGGAUGCUUAGCAUGUGAACUGUGGAAUUUGUUUCUCACU